AUCCAUUCAAGUUUGAACUCUCCUCUUACUCUGGGUCUCCCCAUCUCUUACUGACAUUGGUGAUUGAGCCUGGGAUUGGAAGCUUAACCCAUGGCAGUGGGAUUGGCCAUUUCAAGUGAAGGGAGCCAAUACAAUGGCAGGAUGACUUCCUUCGUUGUUCUAUCUUGUAUGAUGGCUGCCAUGGGAGGAGUCAUUUUUGGUUACGAUAUCGGAAUUUCAGGUGGCGUGACAUCAAUGGAAUCAUUCUUGAAAAAAUUCUUCCCGGAAGUGUACAGAAAGAUGAAAGAAGACACAGAGAUAAGCAAUUACUGUAAAUUCGAUAGCCAACUGCUCACCUCCUUCACAUCCUCACUAUAUCUUGCUGGCCUUGUUGCUUCCUUCUUCGCCUCUUCGGUCACCAGAGCGUUUGGGCGAAAGCCAUCAAUCCUUUUAGGAGGUGUUGCCUUCCUUGCUGGAGCUGCCCUCGGUGGUGCUGCUUCUAAUGUCUACAUGUUAAUAUUUGGUCGUGUCUUGCUUGGGGUUGGUGUUGGUUUUGCGAAUCAGAUAAUGUUGACAAUUAAUAUACGCUUCUUCUGCGCUCCGCAGUCGGUUCCACUAUAUCUCUCUGAAAUGGCACCACCAAGAUAUAGAGGGGCAGUGAACAAUGGCUUUCAAUUUAGUGUUGGCAUCGGGGCACUGUCCGCCAACCUCAUAAACUAUGGGACUCAAAAGAUAAAAGGAGGUUGGGGAUGGCGAAUCUCCCUAGCCAUGGCAGCGGUUCCCGCCUCAAUCCUAACUCUAGGUGCACUUUUCCUCCCAGAGACACCCAACAGCCUGAUUCAGCGUGCCAAUAACCAUGAAAGGGCCAAAGAUAUGCUGCAACGGGUUCGAGGCAUCACCGAUGUCCAAGCAGAAUUUGAUGAUCUCAUCAAAGCUAGCUCAAUAUCAAAGACUAUUGAGCACCCAUUUAAGAAUAUUAUUAGAAGAAAGUAUAGGCCUCAACUAGCAAUGGCAAUAGCCAUUCCAUUUUUUCAGCAAGUUACAGGCAUCAAUGUCAUUGCAUUUUAUGCUCCAAUACUUUUCAGGACAAUUGGACUAGGUGAAAGUGCAUCCCUCUUGUCUUCGAUUGUGACAGGGGUUGUGGGUACUGCAUCCACAUUCAUAUCAAUGCUUAUUGUCGAUAAACUUGGUAGAAGAGCAUUGUUCAUAUUUGGGGGUGUACAAAUGUUUGUGUCACAGGUAAUGGUUGGAGGUAUUAUGGCAGCUCAGCUGGGUGAUCAAGGCGGCAUAGGCAAAGGGUAUGCUUAUAUAGUUCUGAUUUUGAUCUGCAUUUAUGUGGCUGGAUUUGGGUGGUCAUGGGGUCCUCUGGGAUGGUUGGUUCCUAGUGAGAUUUUCCCACUAGAGAUUCGAUCAGCAGGGCAAAGUAUUGUAGUAGCAGUUAGCUUUAUCUUCACUUUCAUUGUUGCACAAACUUUCCUAUCUAUGCUUUGUCACUUAAAGUCUGGAAUUUUCUUCUUUUUUGGGGUUUGGGUUGUAAUUAUGACUGCUUUUGUGUACUUAUUGCUGCCAGAGACAAAGAAUAUGCCCAUUGAGAAAAUGGAUAUAGUGUGGAGAGACCACUGGUUCUGGAAGAGAAUUGUAGGGGAAGCUGUUGAGGACAGUAAAAUAGAAAUAGCUUGAAUUAAUUUUCAAACUUUGUUUAUGUACAAAUUCAUUUGAGAACAAGAAUAAUAGAAUUUACUUAUGUUCAA
This is a messenger RNA of Hevea brasiliensis (rubber tree), 1730 nucleotides long. RefSeq names its product hexose carrier protein HEX6. Gene Ontology annotation, cellular component: membrane. Gene Ontology annotation, biological process: monosaccharide transmembrane transport. The coding region runs from base 91 to 1659 and encodes 522 amino acids. The transcript has 3 exons. Gene Ontology annotation, molecular function: monosaccharide transmembrane transporter activity. The record is from RefSeq and is a predicted model, not a curated record. NCBI's taxonomy places the organism in Eukaryota, Viridiplantae, Streptophyta, Magnoliopsida, Malpighiales, Euphorbiaceae.